Pyrus x bretschneideri (Chinese white pear) is the source of this 2356-nucleotide messenger RNA. Its product is annotated as calcium-dependent protein kinase 8-like. The transcript has 7 exons. The record is from RefSeq and is a predicted model, not a curated record. Gene Ontology annotation, molecular function: ATP binding; calcium-dependent protein serine/threonine kinase activity; calcium/calmodulin-dependent protein kinase activity. Gene Ontology annotation, biological process: protein autophosphorylation; intracellular signal transduction; peptidyl-serine phosphorylation. Gene Ontology annotation, cellular component: nucleus; cytoplasm. Lineage: Eukaryota; Viridiplantae; Streptophyta; Magnoliopsida; Rosales; Rosaceae. Bases 499 to 2196 code for a protein of 565 amino acids.
GACUCUCUCUCUCUCUCUUUCUCUGCAAAUCCAUGGUGUUUUCACACCUUCUCAUUUCACAUUCCUCUUCACCUUGCUAAAUCUUUGGUUUAUUUCAUUAACUAGGUUUAGGUGAAUAAUUUACCUUCAAAUCUCAUCUGGGUCUCCUUCAAAUUCCCCAAAAUUUGAAAGGUUUUGUUCUUCUCUUACAUUUUUUUGAUCUUUUGAUUGUUUUUGUUUUGUUUUCUGUUUUUAUAUUUGGAUUUACUGGAGAAUCAUGGAUUUUUUAUUUGUUUCUGCAUGAAUAUCCCACAUUUCUAAAUAUGGUUUCUGCCAAAUCUAAAAAUCUUUAAGCUGGAAAUGUUAUGGAACUCAAAUGUUGGAUUUGUCAUUAAUUUUCUCUGAUUUCUUUCUAAUUUCCCCUUCAGAUUUUUAUUUAUCGACCUUUCUGCUCAAUUGGGUCCUCAAGAAUUCUUGAGAAAAGGCUGGAAAUUGUGAAACUUUCGAGGCUUAUAUUUCAUGGGAAAUUGUUGUGUAACUCUAGGCACAUCAGGCCAGAACAAGCAGAAGAAAAUCAACAAGAAGACAAACCCAUUUGCAACAGAUUUCGGUGGCAUUAAUGGAAAAGAUGGUGAUGGGAAAUUGUGUGUCUUGAAAGACCCUACAGGUCGAGACAUUUCGGCCCAAUACGACCUGGGACGCGAGCUUGGCCGAGGCGAAUUCGGAGUAACAUAUCUAUGCACAGAGGCAUCCUUAGACGAAAAGUUUGCUUGCAAAUCAAUAUCGAAGAAAAAGCUAAGGACUGCGGUGGAUAUUGAGGAUGUGAGGAGGGAAGUUGAGAUAAUGCGACAUUUGCCUCCACACCCAAAUAUUGUGACAUUGAAGGACACUUAUGAGGAUGAUGAUGCAGUUCACAUUGUGAUGGAGUUGUGCGAGGGUGGUGAGUUGUUUGACCGCAUUGUUGCUAGGGGUCAUUACACAGAACGGGCCGCUGCAGGCGUAAUGAGGACAAUUGUUGAAGUUGUCCAGAUGUGUCAUAAACAUGGAGUAAUGCAUCGGGAUCUCAAACCAGAGAACUUCUUAUUUGCAAAUAAGAAGGAAACGGCCUCUUUGAAAGCAAUAGAUUUUGGAUUGUCUGUGUUUUUCAAACCUGGUGAGCAAUUUAACGAGAUAGUGGGAAGUCCAUACUACAUGGCUCCAGAGGUUUUGAAGCGCAACUAUGGACCUGAGGUUGACAUCUGGAGUGCUGGGGUUAUCUUGUAUAUUUUACUUUGUGGCGUUCCACCUUUCUGGGCAGAAACUGAACAAGGGGUAGCACAAGCAAUUAUUCGAUCCUCCAUUGACUUCAAGAGGGACCCCUGGCCUAGAGUGUCAGAUAAUGCAAAGGACCUAGUGAAGAAAAUGCUAAAUCCUGAUCCAAAGAAGCGGUUGACAGCUCAGGAAGUGCUUGGUAGUAAUCUGAUAUCUUAUAUUUUCCAAAGUUUUAUUGCUUUACAUGAGAUAUUAAUCCCUCUUUUUUUUUUUUUUUUUUUUUUUUUUCGUGUAGAUCAUCAUUGGAUUCAAAAUGCCAAGAAGGCCCCAAAUGUCCCGCUUGGUGAGACUGUGAGAGCAAGGUUGAAGCAAUUUUCUAUAAUGAACAAGCUGAAAAAAAGAGCUCUAGGGGUCAUAGCCGACCAUUUGUCACUUGAGGAAGUAGCUGGCAUAAAAGAGGCUUUUCAAAUGAUGGACGCUGGCAACAAGGGCAAGGUAACCAUAGAGGAGCUACGAAGCGGGAUACAACAGCUGGGGCAAAAUAUUCCUGAUCCAGAUCUUCAAAUACUAAUGGAAGCGGCUGAUGUUGAUGGGGAUGGAGCUCUCAACUAUGGAGAGUUUGUUGCUGUUAUGGUUCACCUUAAAAGGAUGGCAAAUGACGAGCACCUACAUAAAGCCUUUUCAUUCUUCGAUCAAAACCAAAGUGGUUACAUAGAAAUUGAAGAAUUAAGAAAUGCUUUAACUGAUGAUGUUGACAUAGGUGGUGAGGAAGUCAUCCAUGCAAUUAUGCACGACGUAGACACAGAUAAGGAUGGGCGCAUCAGUUACGAGGAGUUUGCUGUUAUGAUGAAGGCUGGUACAGAUUGGAGAAAAGCAUCCAGGCAAUAUUCACGGGAAAGAUUCAACAGCAUAAGCUUGAAGUUGAUGAGAGAAGGGUCUUUACAGUUAGCCAAUGAGGGUAGAUGACCUACAUUCUUUUUUUCUUUUUCAAAACAACAUUAUUUGAAAUUAAAUGAUGCUUACAAAGAUGAAAAUUCCUUUGUUGGUGGGCUUAUGAAUUCACUUCUUUUUAUCCCCCAUUGUUUUUCCUUUUUCUUAAAGAAAACUUGUAACUUGAAGGAUCGGA